GGCGGGAGAGCUGGCUUGGGGCGCUGGCGCCUCUUCUUACAGCUUUACUCCUGCCGGCUUGGGAAAAGGCCGGAGAAGGUGAAAUUCUGUGUGCUCCCUCCGGCGAGAGACUUUGUCAGCUCCCGCACAGUAACAUCCUGAAUAAAGUCAAAACUCAACCAACAGGUGGAAGUCCAAGAAUCCGAAUGGAGGCUCACCGAGGCGAAGGGGCCAACCAUGGGAAAGGAGAGUGGAUGGGACUCAGGCAGGGCUGCUGUAGCAGCUGUGGUCGGAGGAGUUGUGGCUGUGGGGACUGUGCCCGUGGCGCUCAGUGCCAUGGGCUUCACCUCAGUAGGAAUCGCCGCAUCCUCCAUAGCAGCCAAGAUGAUGUCUACAGCAGCCAUUGCCAGGGGGGGAGUUGCUGCUGGCAGUCUGGUGGCUAUUCUGCAGUCAGUGGGGGCAGCUGGACUCUCUGUGACAUCUAAAGUUAUCCUGGGCUUUGCUGGGACAGCUCUUGGGGCCUGGCUGGGUUCACCCCCUUCCAGCUGAACACCACACUGAGGCAGGGAGUUGGCUCUCUUGGUGGAGAUGACUUUCCUGGGCCUCUGGAUGACAAUCUUCCAAAGGACAAGUCUCCUACUCCCAAAACUAUUUAAGGAAGCAUGAAAAAUAAAGAUGCUGGUUAUCUUC
Molecule: messenger RNA, 669 nt
Organism: Pan troglodytes (chimpanzee)
Lineage: Eukaryota; Metazoa; Chordata; Mammalia; Primates; Hominidae
Gene: IFI27L1
Product: interferon alpha inducible protein 27 like 1
Biological process (GO): intrinsic apoptotic signaling pathway; release of cytochrome c from mitochondria
Cellular component (GO): mitochondrial membrane
Source: RefSeq, a predicted model, not a curated record